AGUCUUUUGAGAGAAAUGUUCAGUAGAGAGAGAGAGAGUGAGAGUCCCGGCGACUAAGUGAUUCCGUCGGCGAAAUUACGGCUAGUGAUUGCAUUCCGCCGGCUGAAAAACAUUCGAUUUUGAGAAUACGAAGAAAACAAAUGGUUGGUAGAGGGAAAGCGAAACAGGGUCGUUCCAAGAAGUCGUCGAGUAGUAGAUCCAAGGAAGAAGAUAGGAUAAGCCAGUUACCUGAUCCUUUGAUCUGUCACAUACUUUCUCACCUUCCAACAAAAGAAUCUGUUUCAACAAGCGUCUUAUCCACAAGAUGGAAGACUCUCUGGCUUUGGGUUCCUAUUCUGGAACUGGAUUCACGAGAUUUCCAUAAUAAGUUCAACGCCUUUGUGAGUUUUGGUAACAGGUUUUUCCAUUCCGAUAGGGUUUCAUGCAUAAACAAGCUCAAGUUAUAUCUUUUUGAUGACGAUGAAAAAGAUGACUCUUAUAUCACGUCAUGGAUUGAGGCUGCACUUAAGCGUCAGGUCCAACAUCUUAAUGUUUUUUGUCCUCCAGAUCGUAGUUGGUAUAAAAUCCCCACAAGCCUUUGUAUCUGUGAGACACUAGUAUCCUUAAAACUCUUUAAUGUGGAGUUGGAUGGUGUCGAGUUUGUUUCGUUACCAUGUCUGAAGACUAUGCAUUUGAAAUAUGUUUAUUACGGUAAAGUGGCCACUUUUGAGAGACUCAUCUCUUGUUGUCCUGUCUUGGAAAAGUUGAAGAUUGUUGGAUAUGAGACUCAAGAAGAUGACUAUAAGUGCAUUCGGGUGCAUUCUUUGUCAGUGAAGAGGCUCAAUAUAGACCUACGCGAUGGUAUGGGUGAUGGAGAGAAAUACGGUGUUGUGAUUGAUGCUCUUCUAUUAAGCUCUUUGACUAUUGAUGAUGAACAAGCUGAAAGUUAUAUAAUAAGCAACUUGAGUGCCAAUGCCAAGUUAGAUAUUCAUCUCGAUUUUGGUUUGCAUGAUUUUGAUGAAGCAAGCGUCUCAUCGAGGAGAAGUAGCAUCCGCGAUUUUCUGCUUGGGAUUUCAAAGGUCGGGGAAAUGAUCGUCUGUGAAAACACUUUAAAGAUCAUCUGUCAUUACUCAAAAUUAGAAAUGUCCCACUCAAAAUUAGAACCGCUGCCUCAGUUUGGUUACAUGUCCCACCUUUUUGCUUUUAUAUAUGUACCUGAUUUGAAAUGGUUACUAACUCUUCUUGGGAGCUGCCCAAACCUGAAAUCCCUCGUCUUGGUAUGGGCUUUUUACACUGCACAGCGGCAUUCCGAGGAAAUGAUUCAAAUCAGUUUUCCAUUUGUUCCCGAGUGUUUGUUAUCUUCGCUCAUGUCUGUUGAGAUCGAAACCAGCAUCUCGGGAUAUGCUUCAGAAAUGAAGAUUGUAAGGUACUUCCUAGAGAAUUCUGUAAUCCUCAAGAAACUGACUCUACGUUUGGACUAUCGCGCAAAUGUAAAUGACAUCUUCAAGAAGCUCCUGAAGAUUCCAAGACGCUCCAUCACAUGUGAAGUCGUUGUAGAAUGAAUGAUAUGGUCUCUUGCCACACAGGAAACCAAGUGUUAGGCUUUUUAUUUAUGUUUCUUUUGAACUCAAUAGAGAUGAAAUGAAAAUUGUUGAACUACGUUUGCAAGAAAUCUUUUUGUUGUUC
Messenger RNA from Camelina sativa (false flax), 1665 nucleotides. RefSeq names its product putative FBD-associated F-box protein At5g53635. The record is from RefSeq and is a predicted model, not a curated record. NCBI's taxonomy places the organism in Eukaryota, Viridiplantae, Streptophyta, Magnoliopsida, Brassicales, Brassicaceae. Gene Ontology annotation, molecular function: protein binding.